AUGGAUUGGGAUGAAAAACUGCCGACUGAAUUACAUAAACAGUGGUUAGAGUUCCGGAAUAAUUUGACAAAAGUAAAUUGUCUGCAGAUAUCUCGUCAUAUUUUCAAAGGCGAAGUUCCUGCCAACAUUCAAUUACACAUCUUUACAGAUGCACCAGAAAAGGCAUAUGGUCCUGCAGCGUAUUUGCGAUCAACACUUCAGAAUGGUCAAAUCAUUGUACGACUAUUGUGCGCCAAAUCUCGGGUUGCACCUUUGAAAAGGUUGCCAUUACCUCGUCUCGAACUUUGUGCAGCUGUGGUUGGCGCAGAACUAGCAACAAGAAUAAAGAACGAUCUACAAAUAAGAAAUUACCAGACGUUCUUUUGGUGUGAUUCCCAAAUAGUGAUAUCAUGGAUCAACUCUCCAUCAUCAAAGUUUCACACUUUCGUUGCAAACAGAGUAAGCAACAUUCAUCAAUUAACAGCCACAAGUCAGUGGCGCCACGUCAUUUCGGAACACAAUCCAGCUGACAUUUUAUCAAGAGGCCUUGCACCCCAUAAACUACAGUCAUCAAGUAUGUGGUUUUAUGGACCUAUGCUCCUGCAUGGUCGGGAAGAACUGUGGCCUUCAAAACCAUCAUCAGCGUUAAAAUUCGAAACCCUCAUUGAUCUUGAACGGAAGAAGGAAACUCCAGUAUCUACAUUGUCUGUUGUUGAAGGCAUAGCAAAUCCUGGAGAGUUCAUAUACUCAAUACGACACAACAACUCAUUUGGAAGACUUCAACGGAUAUUAUCAAUAAAUAAGUCCAGUGCAUUGGCAUCACUGGCACCUUAUAUUGAUAAUACGGGCAUCAUAAGAGUUGGUGGACGUUUGGAUGCAGCCUCAUUAUCGUAUGACGCAAAACAUCCGAUGUUGUUGCCUUAUAAUGACCCCAUUGUCAAAUUAAUAAUUGAACAAGUCCAUAAGAAAUACAUGCACUGUGGUCCGCAGUCUCUCCUAGCUAACAUGCGUCAACGAUACUGGCCAAUUAAGGGCAAAUUGAUAGCAAGGUCAGUAGUACAACAUUGUGUACGUUGUACUAAAGUAAGACCACGAUUUUAUGAACAACUGAUCGGUAAUUUGCCAGCGACAAGAGUACAACCUGGGCGACCAUUUCUCACCACUGGAGUGGACUUUUGCGGACCUUUUUGGAUACAUUACAGAAUCCAAAGCAAGAAACCACACAAGGCAUAUAUUGCUGUGUACUGUUGUUUUACAACUAAGGCAGUUCACCUCGAAGUAGUUAGCGAUUUAACCACAGAUGCAUUCAUCGGAUCGCUGAAACGUUUUAUUGUUCGAAGAGGACACUGCAAAAAUUUGUUUUGUGACAAUGCCACAAAUUUCGUGGGAGCAAGCAAUCAAUUACUUGAACUUGCAGACUCAAUUCAAACAAGCAAGGCACAAGAGAAGAUAAUUAACGAAUGUAAUGAAAGAGGAAUAACAUUUAAAUUUAUACCCCCUCGUGCACCACACUUCGGUGGACUGUGGGAAGCAGCAGUCAAAUCAGCAAAACACUUAUUGAUACGAAGUACUAAGACGACUUCACUAACAUAUGAGGAACUAGAGACUUUGGUACUAGAAGUCGAAGUAAUACUGAACUCUCGACCAUUGACACCUUUGUCGAGUAAUCCGAAUGACUUGUCAGCACUAACACCUGGUCAUUUCUUAAUCGGAGAACCACUCACAGCAAUGGCAGAUGCAAAGGCCCAAUCAGGAAAUAUAAAUCUGGUGACAAGGUGGAAAUUAGUUUCUCGCCUCAAAUUGGACUUUUGGGAACGUUGGAAAACCGAGUACCUCACUGAACUACAAUGUCGACACAAAUGGAAAGCAGCCAAUCCAAAUAUAAAAGAAUAUACCCUUGUAAUCAUCAAGGAAGAUAAUGUUCCUACAUUAAAAUGGCCGCUUGGACGUAUUUCAAAAGUAUAUAAGGGAGAUGAAGUCUUGUUCGCGUGGUUGAUGUUAAAAUGGUUUCAGGAACUCUAA
Messenger RNA from Teleopsis dalmanni, 2001 nucleotides. RefSeq lists its product as uncharacterized. Gene Ontology annotation, biological process: DNA integration. The transcript has 2 exons. Lineage: Eukaryota; Metazoa; Arthropoda; Insecta; Diptera; Diopsidae. The record is from RefSeq and is a predicted model, not a curated record. Gene Ontology annotation, molecular function: nucleic acid binding. Bases 1 to 2001 code for a protein of 666 amino acids.